Messenger RNA from Aphanomyces astaci, 1289 nucleotides. RefSeq lists its product as hypothetical. Gene Ontology annotation, cellular component: U4/U6 x U5 tri-snRNP complex. Gene Ontology annotation, biological process: mRNA splicing, via spliceosome. Lineage: Eukaryota; Oomycota; Saprolegniomycetes; Saprolegniales; Verrucalvaceae. The transcript has 5 exons. The coding region runs from base 1 to 1257 and encodes 418 amino acids. Gene Ontology annotation, molecular function: U6 snRNA binding; protein binding; U4 snRNA binding. The record is from RefSeq and is a predicted model, not a curated record.
AUGGGAUUCGACGACUCAUGUUCCGCAACAACGACGACGACGCGAGUCCUGGACAUCCAAAGUGAUUGGCAGACGACGGAAGAUGAUUCCUUCUGGGUGAGUUCCUCGGACCGUGUAGUGCUCACGUACCCCGAUCCUAUUGCUGGCGCCCACGUCCUUGCCCACGGAUCCACACCCACGUCCAUGCACACUGUCCACAAAGCCGACGCGUCCACGGCUGGAAUUCCGUCGUCGACGUACCAUAUUGCCGACCAGUCUCGAUACAGCUUGACCGUUGCGACGGAUUCGUACUCGAUGUCGUUUUUCACGCCGCACACGCAAACCCCGUUGCAAGCCCAGCUGUAUGCAGUCUCCACGAGUCCGAACGGGGCCUUUCUCGGUGUCGGAGGUGCCGAUGGUCUCUUCCACGUCCUCCAAGUCCCCACCCACACGAGUCUGCAACUCGCGGGCCAUGUGUCCGACGUCACGCACGUCGAGUUCUUUCCCAGUUCCCUCGUCGCGCUCACGGGGAGUGCCGACUUUUCGCUGCGCAUUUGGUCCGUUCAAACGUUCACCUGUGGGGCCGUGCUACGGGGCCAUAAAGGGGCCAUCUCCGGCAUCGGCAUACUCGGCCGCGGCCGCAACGUUGUCUCAUGCGCCCAAGACCGCUUCGUCAAGCUGUGGCAUUGCGGGUCGAGCCACUGCUACCGCGACUGGCACCUGCCGUCGACGCCGCGGUGCCUCGUGUCCUCCGCCAGUCAUCAUGAUGAUCAUGAUCAGGGUAGAACGUUGGCAGAAGCACCCGACAUGGAAUUUGAAACGUCCUCGACGUGGUUGAUUGUGGGCACGGACGCGGGGGUCACCGCCCUCGAUGCCCGCGUUGCGAGUCCAGUAUUGGAACUUGGACAUGCCGCGGCGGUGACUGCAUGUGCCACAACCCAUGGGUCUGCUAUCCCGAUGCUUGUCACUGGCACUGAAGACGGUGUGUUAUCUACCUACGACCUCCGCCAACCAAAGGGGCCCAUCCACAUGAUGUCGCGCAGCGGGGCCGGUGUCCGCGCGAUUGAAAUGGUGGACAAAGCGGCGUGGGUGGCAACGGCAGACGGCAGCUGCUCGCGGUGGAGUGGGCUGGCGAUGGGGCAAACUCCAACGGUGACAGGCGAGUUGGUUGGCCCAACCUACGACGCUGUGAAUGGCGUGAGUGUCUCGUCGAACGGAACUAUCUCGAGCGUGUCCAGAGACGGCGUGCUGCGGAUGUAUGAGAGUCCGACUAGCUAAUCAAAACGGAAUAGCACCAUGUUGUUUUGAAG